UCGCCAACAACCAUCGAAGAAGAAGUGGACGGAAGCGCAACAGAAAACAUGGCGGCUCCUUGUGUGGACACACUCAGGACAAAUCUGUGAACACACAGACACACAGACACACACACAGACACACACACAGACACACACACACACAGAGACAGUGUCAGCAUGUGGACGAAGACAGCACGAGCUUCUCUCAGAGUCCUCCACCACCUCCAGGCCGGGUGGAGGAGCAGGUGGACUGACCGGGGACAGCGACAGCUCUGCAGGCUGCUGUCUUCAUCUGGACCCCCGUGGAGGCUCCUGUUCUUCGGCUCCGAUCAGUUCGCUGUGGAGUCUCUGAAAGUCCUCACAGACAGCAGGAGCAACAGUGAAGGGGUGGUGGAGUCUCUUGAAGUCGUCACGCUGUUCGCUGACGUCCCAGUGAAGAGGUUUGCACAGCAAAACCAGCUUCCACUGCACAGCUGGCCCCCUGACAAUGUGGACGGACGGUUUGAUGUCGGGGUGGUGGUGUCUUUUGGCUGUUUGCUGCCUGAGAGACUGAUCAACAAGUUUCCACACGGGAUUUUAAAUAUUCACCCCAGCCUGUUGCCGAGGUGGCGAGGUCCAGCACCCAUCUUCCACACCAUCAUGCACGGCGACACCGUGACGGGAGUCACCGUUAUCCAGAUCCGUCCUCACAGGUUUGACGUGGGGCCUAUUCUCAACCAGGAGCUCCAUCAGGUCCCAGAGAAAUGUACCGCUGAUGAGCUCGGAGCGAUCCUUGCCACCAAGGGAGCACAUCUGCUGAUGGAUACGUUGAUGACACUGUCUGAGAGAAUGGCUCAUAAAAGGGAGCAAAGACAGACGGGUGUUACAUUUGCCCCAAAACUCAACGCGUCCAUGAGCUGGAUGGUGUGGGAGGAGCAGACUUGUGACCAAAUCGAUCGUCUGUAUCGUGCCCUUGGAUCUUGGAUGCCUUUGAGGACCUUAUGGAUGGGCAGGACGGUAAAACUUCUGGAUUUUGUAGGAAAGUGUCACAUUUCAUUAUCAGACGAAAGGAGGAGGCCGGUCCCUGGCUCAGUGAGCUAUCAGAAGGAGACCAACACUCUGGCUGUCUGCUGUAAGGAUGGCUGGGUGGGAUUCAAGGCGGUGCUCCUGAAAAAAAGGCUGACAGCAGCUGACUUCUAUAAUGGCUACCUGCAUCAGACAGCUGAAGGACUGUUUGUUAGUAAAAGAAGAGAAAGUCAGACUCAUCAGAUGAGAAAGAACUUGACGUUGUGACGCCACAACAAUCAUUUUCUUCCUUUGACAUGAACGCUGCAGAUGACACCAGCUAAUGGAGUUUACUGUAUUUCAUGUGUUACUCUUGUCUGUUUUAAGACAUCUAUGUGAAGGCCUACAGUACAUCUAAUGUAUUUAUACUGUACACUUGAAAUAAAUGAAUGUACUGAUGGCUGAUA
Messenger RNA from Larimichthys crocea (large yellow croaker), 1433 nucleotides. It is a transcript of the gene mtfmt, whose product is annotated as mitochondrial methionyl-tRNA formyltransferase. Gene Ontology annotation, cellular component: mitochondrion. Gene Ontology annotation, molecular function: methionyl-tRNA formyltransferase activity. Bases 160 to 1254 code for a protein of 364 amino acids. The record is from RefSeq and is a predicted model, not a curated record. Gene Ontology annotation, biological process: conversion of methionyl-tRNA to N-formyl-methionyl-tRNA; biosynthetic process. Lineage: Eukaryota; Metazoa; Chordata; Actinopteri; Sciaenidae. The transcript is spliced from 9 exons.